UAUCUCAACAAAAAACAAAGCCCAACAAGUAUUUAUUUUGCCAGUUUUGUAAGCAAUUAAUUGAAUAGAGUAAGUAGAGACGGAGCAAAAACAAGAGAAGCGUUUGGAUUCGACGUUUGCCUUAUCCGUUCAGCUCAUCUUCUUCUUCUUCUUCGUCACCUCUGAAUUAGUUUCCCAGAAUCCGAAAUUCCUAGGAAGAGAACAUAACAAUGGCGCAGAUGGUUGCGAUGCCCGUAGCGCACUCGCUCUCACUCAUUUGCAAUUGGGCAAAAUCCAAUCCUCUCUCUCGCAACACUCUUGCCCUCCCAGCUUCAAACACUCCCAAUAAGCAGAGUCUAAGCAUCAGAUGUGCUCGUGUUGGUGGAGUGGAGAUUCCGGCUAAUAAGAGAAUUGAGUACUCUCUUCAGUACAUUCAUGGGAUUGGUCGAACUAGGGCUCGUCAGAUUCUUGUUGAUCUUCAGAUGGAGAACAAGAUUACUAAAGACAUGGCUGAGGAAGAACUCAUCAUUCUUCGUGAUGAAGUCUCCAAGUACAUGAUUGAGGGUGAUCUGAGGAGGUUCAAUGCUCUUGCAAUCAAGAGGUUGAAGGAGAUCCAGUGUUACCGUGGGGUAAGGCACAUCCAAGGGCUGCCAUGUCGGGGACAGAGAACCAAGAACAACUGCAGGACUCUUAAAGGCAAGAAAAUUGCUAUUGCAGGGAAGAAGAAAGUUUCCAAGUAAUCAUCUUCAUGAUCUCCUUCUUCUUCUGUAAUACUCUUUUUAGUUUGUCUAGUCAUCUCUGUUUAAAUGUGAUUUGUAAUUCCCAAACCUUUGUUCGAACUGAGCCCUUUCCAGUUUAUCUUCGGCUUUUUAGCUAUUAUUAUUCCGUAUCUUCAUCAUUCAUUAUAAAGUUACAAAAGAAGUUGAAGAUUUCAGCAUUCAAGAAUGAUGACAAACCAAGAACAAACUUGAAAAUUUGGUCGAACCAAAAAUGGUUUAUUCAGAAUACGUACAUAUGAAUACAUAAGUAACCAAAAAAUAAAAUUUUAUAGCUUUUGCCAAAAGACUCGAUCUUGGAUUGUCUCUAAUCCUACCCAGAAAAUCUUGCUAUCACACAAAAAAAAGGAAGAAAAUGAAUAAUAACAGGGUAAAAAUUUUCAGUAAGAGAACUCAUGGCCGCGGAGUGAAAUGUAUUUCUUGACCCAAAUGGCAAUAUCUUCGGCGCAGGCCUGUGCCUGAGGAGUCUUGAGAAGCAUAUCAAGUGUAGCAAACUCAUGAACUGCGUCUUUGUAUUCUAAAACUGGAGAAUCUACGUUUACCUUUCUAAGCUCUUCUGAAUAAGCAAUGGCUCGGUCUCUCAUC
Molecule: messenger RNA, 1340 nt
Organism: Arabidopsis thaliana (thale cress)
Lineage: Eukaryota; Viridiplantae; Streptophyta; Magnoliopsida; Brassicales; Brassicaceae
Product: Ribosomal protein S13/S18 family
Exons: 3
Coding region: 210-719 (169 amino acids)
Biological process (GO): translation
Cellular component (GO): chloroplast; ribosome
Molecular function (GO): nucleic acid binding; structural constituent of ribosome; RNA binding
Source: RefSeq, marked reviewed